UGGCACUGUAGCCAAUGAAGUUGACAGUUUAAUCAUUUUGGUUACCAAACGUUUCGAUGUAGUAUAAAGUGAGCUCCAUAUCCAACCCGUGAUGAAUUGUUGAUCUUUUCGCGUCACCGUUUUAAGUGUAGGCUUUAUCGCGAAACUGUUUAGGCUGAAACAGGUUAAAGUCGCUCAAACAGCGGGGGGUGAGGCUACGCGUGUGACGCUCGUGACAGCGCGAGCUGCGACGCUCCGGGCUCGAGACAGAGCUUCAGUCCCAGAGCGCGGCCAGAGACACCGGCGACUGUGCACUUUAUUCCCACCGUGCCGGUGUUUCCCUCUGCAGCCCGUCCGCUUGCUCCGAGCCAACUCCGCGGAACAGCGUCGUUUUCCGCGCGAGGGGCAAAUGCUCGCGCUCGGGUUCUAGCGACGUCGAAACGUUCUACACCGGGCGAGGAAUGCCAUCUGAGCUCGCGCAUCAAUGUUUCACUGGGGCAAGUGGAAGAAAAGGAUGGGAGCGAAUAGUUCUUCUAAGAGGCCGGUGUUCGACGAGAAAGAGGACGUGAAUUUUGAUCACUUCCAGAUUCUCCGAGCCAUUGGGAAGGGCAGUUUUGGGAAGGUGUGUAUUGUGCAGAAGCGGGACACAGAGAAGAUGUACGCCAUGAAGUACAUGAACAAACAGCAGUGCAUAGAGCGAGAUGAGGUCCGAAACGUCUUUAGAGAGCUAGAGAUUCUACAGGACAUUGAACAUGUUUUUUUAGUCAACCUCUGGUACUCGUUCCAGGACGAGGAGGACAUGUUCAUGGUGGUGGACCUCCUGCUGGGGGGGGACCUGCGUUACCACUUGCAGCAGAACGUCCAGUUCACUGAGGAGGCGGUGAAGCUCUACCUGUGCGAGAUGACCCUUGCACUGGACCACCUGCAGAGCCAGCACAUCAUACACAGGGACAUCAAGCCUGAUAAUAUCCUGCUGGAUGAACAAGGUCACGCCCACCUCACUGACUUCAACAUUGCUACGAUUAUCAAAGACGGUGAGAGGGCGACAGCUCUGGCAGGAACCAAGCCUUAUAUGGCUCCGGAAAUCUUCCAGUCUUUCGUGAGUGGGGGAACUGGCUAUGCGUUUGAAGUAGACUGGUGGUCUCUAGGGGUGACCAUUUUCGAAGUCCUGCGGGGCUGGAGGCCAUAUGAGAUCCAUGCAAGUAACUCAGUGGAGUGUCUAAUGCAGCUCUUCAGCACGGUCAGCGUGCAGUACUGCUCUUCCUGGCACAAAGACCUCGUCUCCCUCCUGCGCAAGCUGUUGACAGUAAACCCAGAACACCGCUUCUGCAGUCUGGCUCAAAUGCAGACGGCUCCUUACCUCUCAGACGUCAACUGGGACGCCGUGUACGAGAAGAAGAUGGAGCCCGGAUUCGUUCCAAACAAAGGUCGUCUGCAUUGCGACCCUACUUUCGAGCUGGAAGAGAUGAUCUUAGAGUCUCGUCCACUGCAUAAGAAGAAAAAGCGUCUGGCCAAAAACAGGUCCAGAGACAACAGCAAGGAUUCCCAGUCUGAGAAUGACUACCUCCAGGAGUGCCUUGAGGUGGUGCAGCAGGAGUUCAUGAUCUUCAACCGAGAGAAACUGAAGAGGAGACGGGAGGACGGCUGCAUGGCGGGCGAGGGCGAGGGGGCCGAGGCACGGGGGGAGGGGGACGGGGAGGGAGACCCUGACAGGGAGGGCGACGAGGCAGAGGGUGGCACAGAGGACGAGGAAACCGAAGCGGAACCCGAGACCUCCAAACUGAGCAUGUGCGGCUCGGUCUGCUCGUCCCCGGGCAGCUCCUAGCGGCGUGGGAGCGGCGCCUCCCUGCAGGUCUCUCGGGCCUCGGUGUGCUCAGCAUGCCUCGACAGCCUUCGGCGUGGCCUCCUAACCGCACACCGCCCAGAGAAAGGCCCCGCGUGGCUCCGUUCUCCUCCCCAGUAGCAUUCACCACGGUGCAUUCUGGGUAAGGCCUGCCUGAGCCACCCCCCACCCCUCACCAUGGCCCCUAGAGUAAGCUCCAACUUCUAUGCAACAUAAUUGUACAGCAUGAUGUAAAGUAGACAUUUUAGAGGUAACCAAUCACGCUGCGUCUGCCUGAGGAAGCAUAGCAACACCCAGAGGAACAGGACUCUAGUGCAAACACGCCCACGUGACGCGGCCGGGCGGGCGGCGAGCGCAGACGCUGCUCCUGUGCCAAGAGCGCUACAUUACUGAAUAGGUGAAAGCACGGAACUUUUACACUAGCUUAUGUUUGCUCUCACAGCUGCUAAAAACAAACUGGUUUAGCGUUCGUUUCAUUACUAUAGCGGCAAUAGCUUUUUUAAAAGGUAGGAGAGAUCACUGGCGGUUGGAAAAGACGACGUCACGGCAGUCAUGUCCUGAAAGUUGGUGAAAAAGGUCCAUACUACGUCUCAAGCAAAUGUGGUUCUUGUUGCAAGUAAAUAUUUACAAAGAGUCUAACCUCAGUGCUUAAGAGUCACUUUUUUAAGCUUAAGUCAGUAACUGUUACGGUGUUAAUGUGAAUGGCUUGUUUUCCGUAUCUCUGUCUUUAUAGACUAGCUGCUUGUGGCUAGCACCCGGUGGUGAGCUAUUGCCAUGUGGCUCUGUGUUUCUCUCUCUGACUGUUAGCGCUCUUAAGGUGCCCUUUUCCUGGAGGGUUUGGUGUUCUGCUGUAGAGAGUCUGCCACAGUGUGUUGUCAUCAUGUGCUCUCUUCCAUAUCUGCUACCUAAGAACUACUGCUACUGUUCACUCCACAGGGGGAGUAGGCUUCAUUUACCCCUAUAGGACACCAUUUUAAGAUUCUAUUUGAUUAAGUUAAUUGACAGUAAUCUGACUAGUAGCAUUUUGAGUGAUAUUUGGGGAUAUUUCUGGUUUGGGGUUAAGCACUCCCCUUAGUGGACAAGGUGGGGCUUUUCUGUAGAGUAGCAUUGUUUCAGUAGUUUAUGAAUAUGAUAGUGGUUGUUUUAAGGUGAUACCAUCUAUCUCAGUUGUGACGUGGGAACAUGUAGCAUUCUCCACCUUAAACUCUAUUGUCUAAUUAUGUAAAACGUGUACAUAGCUCAAAGCAGAAUCUUUUUUCCACAGUUUUAUGUGGGUGCGCUUUCCUAACUUAAACAAGUAUAUUCAAGAACAGAUUAAAACUAAAACUAAACUAAACUGGUAAUAAAAGGAAAGCCGGUUGUGUGAAGCUGUGUCUUCAUGCAGUGACAUUUCUCUUCUGUUUCCAAGUGUGCAGGCACAACUUGUAGGCAAAAACGCCAAAGCUUUUGUACCGUUUCCAUAGCCAUUUCUAAUUAAAAAUGAGUGCCUGUGUGUGUGUAAUUGUUUGUGUGUGGGUGUGUGAGUGUGCGUGCGUGCAUGCGUCCUUGCAUGUGCGUG
This is a messenger RNA of Electrophorus electricus (electric eel), 3380 nucleotides long. It is a transcript of the gene stk32c, whose product is annotated as serine/threonine kinase 32C. Gene Ontology annotation, biological process: G protein-coupled receptor signaling pathway; regulation of signal transduction; protein phosphorylation. Gene Ontology annotation, molecular function: G protein-coupled receptor kinase activity; G protein-coupled receptor binding; ATP binding. NCBI's taxonomy places the organism in Eukaryota, Metazoa, Chordata, Actinopteri, Gymnotiformes, Gymnotidae. The record is from RefSeq and is a predicted model, not a curated record.